Trypanosoma rangeli is the source of this 693-nucleotide messenger RNA. RefSeq lists its product as uncharacterized. The record is from RefSeq and is a predicted model, not a curated record. The coding region runs from base 1 to 693 and encodes 230 amino acids. The transcript has a single exon. Lineage: Eukaryota; Euglenozoa; Kinetoplastea; Trypanosomatida; Trypanosomatidae.
AUGAUGGUGGUAGCUCCUUUAUCACUGAAGGCGUUACCGGAGGAGGCCCAAUGGCGGGCGCACCAAGCGAUGGAAGGACGCCGGCCGGCAGACGAGGGGAACGAAGAAAAGGCAAUGGACGUGCUGCCUACAGAUUCGCGCCUUUACCGGUCCCACGGCUCAGGUUUUGAUGGGGGCCUCACUCCCUCUACCGCCCACUCCCCCACAGACUGCAGCGAUUUAGGCCCUCCGUGUAGGCACGGGAGUGUCGGUGGUGGCGACAGCAUCGCCAGAAGUAACGGCAACAGGCAGCACGACCCCCCGAAGAAGGGACAUAAAAAACAUGCUUUUUUUUGGUUGCCGCGGCGUUCCCCACGGCGAAAGGUUCAUGCAGAGGUCAAUAAGAAGCCAGCGAAUGGAUGCAGCAAAAUAGACGCUCCCUUACAAGUGUAUGAUACCCCCAUCUCAGAGCGACAGCAGCGGAGCGUAGAUAUGAUGCGGGCAACUCCUGUUCUAUCUUCUCCGGAGUUGUAUCGGUUGACCGGGGCAUCACGGGCCGUGCGCCGCGUACAAUUUGAAGUCUGUCAAGACCGCUCGCUACUUUCGUCGCCACAACUGUCAUCUUCGAAGCUUCGUUAUUUGACUGAAUGGUGCAUUAAACUGACUCUCCUUUAUAUAAUGCUAUUGAGCUUUAUGUUGGCCUUUACACACUGA